CUGGCGAGCCUUGAUCUUCCAGUAGAACCGUCUUCCCACCAGCGGCACUGGCUCGGUGUGGAAAUCUGCGGAGAUGCAGAAGAGAAGCGAGACGAGGCCCGUGAUGCCGCGCCCGCAGUCUACCCCGCCGCCCCCUACUCAUCCGGAGCCACAGACUGCAUCAAGAGCUGCACCGUCACCUUCUCCUCAUACACAGCAGCCCAUCCAUCGCCACAGUCUCUCGAGCUAUGGGAACCUCUUGCCGCAGCCAAUGUACCACCCUCUGCAGCACAAGAGAGGUUCCAAGCCCAGAACUACAGGUAGUGGGGGUGGGUGGGGGUGGUGGUGGUGGUGGCCCUGCGAGAAGAGUCAGUAGCCCAGACAUUAAGUUGAACUCUCUGAGAAGAACUACCCACCAGUCCUCCCAGGAGAACAACACGACCGACUCGAGGAAGAAGAUUGUUCGGCGCGGCAGUUUCCAGGGGACACCGAGGGGAGCCGGAGGAAGAGGAAGCGAGGUGCACCAGGGGAGAGCGCACUCCGUGACCACCUCUCCCCUCUCUCCAAACUCGCACAGGUCCACACAGUCUCUCACUACUGGUGGAGGGGGCUCUUUUCAAAAGGAGAGCCUGACAAACAGCACAGGUAGCGGCCGCUGCCAUCCUACCCCUCAACUCAGGGGAGGGAGCAGCACAGGUGUUUCUGCAGGCACAGAGGUUCAUUUGAGCAAUGCCAGGUCCCAGGCUAGUUGGAGUGGAGGGACUCCACCAGAUCCACAAUUGAGACAGAGUCAAGAAAUUGCUGUAGGAACAAUUAGACUGCCACUGAAAAACAGAGGGGAUGCAUGGCAGCUGGAGGAAGAGGAAGAGGAGAUGGGAGGGAGGGGGAGGGGAGGGAGACCGAGCGGACAUGUUGACGAGGCUCUCUUCUCCACCAGAAUCCCUCGUCACUACUUUCACUCGUCACUCCCCUCACACCAUCACACCAUCACUGCUCACACCAUCACACCAUCACUGCCUCACAGUCUUCCUCCUCUUCCUCGUAUCGUCAAGAGGUUGGUGAAACAGGCGUGCCGUACAACCACUGGUCCCUGCCUGUGGGGGACAGACACCCCCAGCAAGUGACCACACCCACUGCUCCGGAGGGCUCCGGCAACUCCGCCCACAAUACGACGCUGGAUAAGAAACAUCGGUCGCAUGACCAGAGACGCGAGAGUCGGAAGAUCCUAGCAACGCAGCAACAGCGAGUCGCAGAGUGGGUCAAAGGACAGUCCGACGGAGCAGCCGCUGUUUCCGUGGAAACCGGGACAAAUAGUCACAUGACUCAGUCCCUGCCACGCCCCAUGAGACGAACUCCGACCCCCGAGUCGGGUAGCCAUUGGCAAUGCCCCACUAGGACCUUCUCUUAUAUUCAGGCACAGGUCCAUCCAGUCACCGCACAAGACUCCCCUCCUCACAAGGGAUUCGAUGUCGAUCAGAUGAUGUCGGAGCAUCGUCGUCUCUCCAACACCUCUGACGGUGGAGAAGAAGAACAACAGCACGACUCAGUCUUCUCCUCGGAGGUAAAGCCGCCACAGAAGAAGCAGCGACCUCGCCCAAUGAGCUCGCCACACCCACACCGAGCUCGGACGCGAAGCUCCCCCAAUCCCGUACUCCGAUGGAACGUGAACAACAAGGUGAAAGAAGAAGGAGGAGGAGGAGGACGAGGAGGAGGGAGAGAAAAUGAAGUGGAGAGAAGAGUGUCUAGAGAUUCCCUUCAUCCCGACAAGAGAUUUUCUACUGGUAACAUUCUGGAGGAGAAGCAAGCGCCGGCCAAGUUUAGCAGCCGCCGCAGUGCCAGUCCAGCUGACGAAAAGGGGCGCGUAAUCUGCCACACCCCCACCAACAACGGUCUUGAGGAGGAGACAAGCUCAGAUGACACAGGAGGACAGAGUGAUUCUGAGAGUGUCAUCCGCAAAAACAAGGGACAGCAGCGCAGCAAGAGCUCCACCGGGGGAAUCAUCUCCAAGAUUGCCCGCCGACUUGGCCGUGGCUCCUCCGUGAAACCGGACUCUCACAACUCCUCGGAGGACCUCCCGACCUCAGGAGAGGGCGAGGGUGUCCGGGAAGACUUGGUCCAGAGUGCCAACCACAGCCUCAAGGUCCCCACUCCGAGGAUGCAGCAGAAGAAGCUGAAGAGUAUGAGCACAUCUCACCUGGAGACCAGCUUCGACGGCUCCCACUACCGACAGAACAGUCUCACAGAUAGGUACAGUCCCGACUAUUUCGAGGGGCGUGGUCAAGACGACGGGUGGUACCGAUCGCAGGGGACCCCGCCCCCCAGCUCGGGGACCCCUUACGGGACUCCGUACGGGACCCCCAAGAUGUCCCGGGCCUCGUCGCGAUCUCGCCAGAGGUCAGCUGAGCCUGACCCUGACAGCCUCGGAGGACUUCAUGCUGUAUUCAGGUCUGGCAGCAAGAGAAACUUGAGUGCAGAUGUUCAUGAAACUCUGUUGGACUUUGUGGAGCAGGGGAAUUUCGACGGAGUUGAGCAGCUUCUUGAGAGCAACUCUGUCACAGACCUCAACAUAGCCAGUGAAGAUGACUUUACCCUGGUGGACCUGGCCGCCAUGCUGGGUCACCAUGACAUCGCCAAGCUGCUCCUGUCCAAGGGGGCCAGAGACAGCACACGAUUCUCGAGAGAUCCGUUCUCAAGAUUCCGUGUCAUUCUGACGCUGCUCUCGGAGACGGAACGGGAACUGGACAGUCUCCGCUACGAGGUGGUGGUUCAGAACUCCAGCGGAGGGUCGAGCAGCGUCGUCCGCGACAUGGAACGAAGACUGAAGCGACAGGAGUGGAGAGCUCAUCUCUUCAAACGGAUGAAAGCAAACUAUGAGAGUGCAGAGCUCCCGGAUCCUCCGAGUGAGGUGACCCUGCAUGUCUCCUCCAGUCGCUCUCUGACUGUCAGGUUCUGUGAGCCGCUCCACAGCAAUGGAGCUCCCAUCUCUCGCUACAAGAUUGAGUGGUGCCAGGGAAGUGAUCAGUUCUCCCCAAUUGUUGGAGAGUUUGUACUCACCGACCUUCGUACCAGCGAUUACAUCAUCCCAGACCUUAACAAGGGUGACCGAUACUUCGUAAGAGUCUCCGCCUUCAACAUGAAGGGGUUUGGUCACCCCAAAAUGGCCACGCCCAGCUCAGCUAUCCCGUCCAGCUGGCACGAUGUUACGGGAUCUCGACCUCGUUUUGAGGGUUCUACCGACAACAUCCACAUCAUCGCUGCUCAGCUAAACAUGUCUCUCUCUCACUCUCCCCCUGUCUCCCCUCGUGAGUAAUC
Molecule: messenger RNA, 3291 nt
Organism: Geodia barretti
Lineage: Eukaryota; Metazoa; Porifera; Demospongiae; Tetractinellida; Geodiidae
Source: the annotation of a GenBank genome assembly